UUCGGAGGCUUGGUGUCCGCCACGUCUGUUGAAAUGUCCUCGGGGAUGCCUUCGACUGAUGUUCUUUCGCUACUGCAGCUUCUUCUCCAAGCGCUCAAUUUCGCGUCCGUCAUUGCGUCUGGCUUGAUGAUAUGGAAAGGUCUUGGUCUCCUCACCAAUACUGAGUCCCCAUUGUCGUCGUUCUGAGUGGUUCGAUGGAGCCCGCGUUCUACCGCGGAGACUUGCUUUUCCUCACCAACCCGUCCCAUGAACGGUACCAGAACGGCGACAUUACGGUGUACAAGAUUCCGGGCGCAGACAUCCCAAUUGUCCAUCGGGUGUUAGAGACACAUGAUGCUGUAUUCAAAGGGACGUAUGCCGUAGAUAAGCAGCGAUUGUUGACCAAGGGCGACAACAACCAAGUCAACGACAUCGAGUUGUAUCGAGGAUUGGACUAUCUGGAGCGCAAGCAUAUUGUCGGCAAAGUACGAGGGUUCCUACCGUAUAUCGGAUAUGUGACCAUCGCAAUGGUGCGUCUUUCUCAAUUCUCUUGACUGCCUCUCAAUAUGACGCAGAAUGACUUCCCUCAACUCAAAU
This is a messenger RNA of Mycena citricolor, 576 nucleotides long. The record is from the annotation of a GenBank genome assembly. Lineage: Eukaryota; Fungi; Basidiomycota; Agaricomycetes; Agaricales; Mycenaceae.